CCGCAAACGAAAUAUCUGAAUAGCCGGAAAAAACGAUGUCGUUUGUCUGCCUCAAAACUUGAUAUGGGGAAGGGAGAGCAGCCUGACUGCCAGAACCACAAUUUGUGGAAAAGAUGGAGCUAUUUUUAGGGUCUUUCCAGAAUCUAAGGCAGUAAGUUCAUCGCUGAUUUUGUGAUUCCGUAAAGCGUUCGUCUUCCGAGGAGAGUUCAGAGAAGAAGAAAUGGAUGUCAAGAAGGGCAAAGAUCACUGGGCCUUUUUGGAAGAUAUUGAGGCACCUAUGUGGGUGGAUCUCACCUUGGGGUCUGAGUUCUGCAACAAAGACAUUGGUGAUCAGUGGUUCUAUACCAGCCAUCCGUUCCAUCAAUGUUCUUCUCACCAGCUGAAGUCCACAAUUUUUCAUCCUUUUGAGGAAAGUACAGCCUCAGAGUUAGAGAUGGAGGGGCCAUCUUCCCCUAAAAUUCCAGGUUCAGUUUCAAGAUCAAGAGGGAAGCAUUAUAGGAAAAAGAAAUGGAGUAGAUAUGAUGAUGCUUCUUCGGUCAAUAUGCAGCAUCCUUUUAAGAAUCUAAAAGGGAAGUCGUCAUUGGUGAAUUUAGGGAACAAUGAAGAAAUACAACCUAAGUCUAGCUUUGUCAAUGCUAAAGGAAUUUUAGGUAAUUUGAAAACAAGAACAUGUUUGUUCAAUAAGAAGGAUUUAACUAACAGUGUCGGAGCAAAUGGUAUGAAAGCUACACUUGUUCAUGGAGAUUCGAAGACUAGUUCAUGUUCUGUGUCAGAUGAGGUAGCCGAGAGCAAUACAAGUACUGUUACGUAUGAGAGUAGCCAGCAACAGCAGCAAAAGCUACUUGAGGUAUCAAGUCAAGCAUUUGGUCAGACUCAUACAAGCGGGCUCUUGUCCGCCGUGAAGAUUAGUCUUAGGAAAAGCUGUAUUAACAGAAAACCAUCUAGAGUGUUGAUUAAUAAUGAAAGUGUGCAAUCAGGAGACCAACCAUCUUCAUCUAGCAAUUCUAAUGUUGGAUCAUCCUUGACCACAAGAUCAAGUGACCGUAGAUCCACUUCUAGUAAAUCCAGUGUGGGCUCAACUUCAAACCCUGUUUCCAGUGUUAAGAGCUCAACAUCGACAUCAGUACGUAAAAAACAACAGGCUCCAUGUGGUAACAACGUUGUGAAAAUGACUCAAGCGGCAAAGAACAAAGUAAAACAUUCCAAUGUGGCCAGAGCAUCUACAUUUCGUCUUAAGGAGGGGAUCUCUGGCUCUAGAAGAGGAAACACAUGUAAUGUUAGAAAAGCGGUGCUCCUGGAGCCUGCAAAGUCUACGGUUCAUUAUCAGAAUCCACAUGCCAAAGUUUCUACGCUGCUUGGAGUUAAAAAAGAAGAGUUGUUUAACGGUGCCAAAAAAGCUAAGGAGAAACUGAGAGUUAACAGACCCAACAGAUAUGAAGGCUUGGGAAAGGAGAACGCGGCAGGUAGAUUGUUGGUAGUUCAGAGACGCAAUGGCGGAGGCAAUACUGCUGGAGCAAUAGUCAUAGAUAAAAGGCCAGAUCCAAAGCUGUUGCUCAGGAGUGGCAAAACAAGAUUGAUUGGUCCAAAGGGAAAGAUGAGUGACCGAAGUGAAGGCACAACUGGAACUAAUGCAGUGCACAAGCUCUACCCUCGAUGAAUGAGUAGAAUAGCUAUGUGUUUGUAUGUACUGUGUAUAUCCGUUUCUUCUUUAGCUUAGAGCUAACCUGAGAUUAUACAAGAAUAUUUUGCCUUCUUCGAUGUUCUCGACAUCAUUUUCUGGAUCUUACGGGUUCUAGGCUUAUGGCCGGCGGCUAAUACCUCUCACAACUUUGAAUGUUUUGAUUCUUUUUUUACUUAGGUAUGAUUGCCUUUAUUUUGUAUACUGCUUACACGUAUUUCCAUGGCUAUGUUAUCUCUAUGCUGAUGCAGCCUAUCCCACAUUA
Tripterygium wilfordii is the source of this 1943-nucleotide messenger RNA. RefSeq lists its product as uncharacterized. The coding region runs from base 221 to 1657 and encodes 478 amino acids. NCBI's taxonomy places the organism in Eukaryota, Viridiplantae, Streptophyta, Magnoliopsida, Celastrales, Celastraceae. The transcript is spliced from 6 exons. The record is from RefSeq and is a predicted model, not a curated record.